CUCUCUCUCUCUCUCUCUGUAGUCGGUCGAGCUUUCCUAAUAAUUUUUUAUUUUUUCUGCAUGUUAUUUAGAUUUGACAAUUCCAUGUCUCAAAACCCCCGACAGAUGCUUUUUCUUCGGUGAUAUUUCCUCAAAAAGGAACCCAACGGCUUAUUUGACAUGUAUAUUUUCCCUGUAUGAUCACUAUCGAAAGGAACACUGUAUGAAAAGCACGACUGACAGCCAUGAUAGUGCUGGACUGCCACUUGUCAUAAAUACCCCUGGCUGGGUUAAAGGUAUUGGUUAUGAAAUACUGGUGGACAUGUUGAAGUAUAUUUCUCCUACACAUGUGGUUAAAAUUUGCAUAUCAUCUGAGAUCAAGAACUUACCAGCUGGGGCAUUUUGGUUAGACGAGGGAAAUACUAAUAGAGUUACUGUCAUUGAGAUCAAUUCUGCUCGUCGGGACCAUUUGAAGAGAUCGUUGCUGGUACAAAAAGAUUCUCGUCUUCUGAGAGAUUUACGUGUAAUGGCAUAUUUCAGACAAUGCUUUCCUAGUGAGAUGGAUAUCUCCACAAUUAAGGAACUAGCUCGUGCAUUAGCCGCACACCCUCCAUACGAAAUUUCUAUAUCUAGUGUCAAAAUGAAACAUGUUCAUUGCGAGGUACCAAAGACUGAAACUUUCUACUGCUUGAAUGCGACUAUUAUUGGUCUGGCAGUUAGUUCUGGAGUUUCUGAUGAAUUACCUCAUUGUGUUGGCUUGGGAAUUGUGAGAGGCAUUGACACUUUCAAAGGCUUGCUCUAUGUUAUUACCCCCGUUCCACAGCAGACUCUAGCGAAUGUUGAUCUUUUGCUUCAAGGCUUCAUUUCAAUUCCUACUUGUUUACUGCAGGUUCAAGGCUGUAUUUCCCCUUAUAUGUCAGCAAAUGUUCUAUCUACUAAUUAGGAGCGAAGGCCAGUAGUCGAAGUCCAAGAGUUUUUAUACAGUCUCUUCUACAACUAUCCGAGAUGUUAGCUUCUUCACUUUUGUCACGUUUGACAUUUAUUGCUCGACACUCAAUUUACGUAAUUUAUAGAUCGAAAAACAUGUUACAAUGAGUUACUGUACCAACCUAAUUGUUGUUCACGAGUCUUGCGUACUAGACAUGUUAUGGUUGUCCAUGUAUGUGCUUGUGAACAUUAAUUUACUGUAGCAGGUCGAAUUUAACUUUUAUGUUCGACUUUUGAGUCCCACAACUUAUCUAAACGUGUAUAACUUCGCUUAUAAGAAGCUUAUCUUUUUUAAGUCAA
Molecule: messenger RNA, 1266 nt
Organism: Olea europaea var. sylvestris
Lineage: Eukaryota; Viridiplantae; Streptophyta; Magnoliopsida; Lamiales; Oleaceae
Product: polynucleotide 5'-hydroxyl-kinase NOL9-like
Exons: 7
Coding region: 203-922 (239 amino acids)
Biological process (GO): cleavage in ITS2 between 5.8S rRNA and LSU-rRNA of tricistronic rRNA transcript (SSU-rRNA, 5.8S rRNA, LSU-rRNA)
Cellular component (GO): nucleus
Molecular function (GO): polynucleotide 5'-hydroxyl-kinase activity
Source: RefSeq, a predicted model, not a curated record